Ornithorhynchus anatinus (platypus) is the source of this 797-nucleotide messenger RNA. RefSeq names its product male-enhanced antigen 1 (gene MEA1). The coding region runs from base 106 to 585 and encodes 159 amino acids. Gene Ontology annotation, biological process: spermatogenesis. Lineage: Eukaryota; Metazoa; Chordata; Mammalia; Monotremata; Ornithorhynchidae. The record is from RefSeq and is a predicted model, not a curated record. The transcript is spliced from 4 exons.
GGGGGGGGCGGAGGCGAGGCGAGUUGGGGCCUCCAGGAUCCGCGGCCGGAAGUGGGCCGUGCGGCCCCUGCUGGCAGCGCCCGCGCCCGGUGUGGAGGCGGCGGGAUGGGCCCCGAGAGGAUCAUCCCCACCCCGAGCGAGGAGGAGCUGGAGCGGCCGCAGGGCUCCCCGGAGGGCCCGGGCGACUGGAGCAACGACGAGGAGCCCGACGAGGAGCCCGAGGGGGAGCAGGGCGGCCCCGCCGGCUACUCCUACCAGCCCCUCACCCAGGACGCCGAGCAGGAGGAGCCGCCGCAGCCCGCCGCCGACAUCCACCACCGCAUCCAGGCCAUGGGGCUGCACCUGCCGGACCCGCCGGCCCAGAGCGAUGAGGAGGAAGAAGAGGAGGGGGCUCCCGCCCUGAGCAGCCACGCCUCCAUCCCUAUGGACCCAGAGCACGUGGAGCUGGUGAAGCGGACGAUGGCGGGCGUGAGCCUGCCGGCGCCCGGCGUGCCCGCCUGGGCCCGGGAGCUCUCGGACGCGCAGUGGGAAGCCGUGGUGCAGAGGACGCUGCAGGCCCGCCAGGCCCCCGCCGCCUGGAAGUGACCGGACGGAACCCCCCGGGACUCACCCCCUCCCUCCUCUCCCCACUCCCACCCCCUCUCCUCUCUUCCCCUUCCUGGAGCAAGGCGGACUCAGGACUCCUCUCCAGAGCGAUCCACUUUAUUCCGUUCUGUACACAGAGAGACAUCUGCCUGGGCCUGGCCCCUCACAGCAUGUGACGCCCCACAGAGAAUAAAGUCCCCUCUGUCCACGGC